UCCACGGCGGCUGAGCUCGUCGUCCCCUCCCUUCAUUUCCUUCUUUCUUCCUACCGUGCCCAGUUGCAGCCAUGUUCUUCUCUUCUGCAGUCCGCCUUGCCUUCGGCCUCGCUCUCGCUUCCUCCGUCUCCGCGACUGUCUACGACAUCCAGGUCGGCGAUGCCAACGGUGACACCAUUUACACGCCCGAGGCCAUUUUUGCCAACGUCGGUGACCAGGUCGUCUUCCACUUCCACCAAAAGAACCACACCGCGACGCAGUCUUCGUUCGCCGCCCCGUGCUCUCCUCUGGAGGGAGGUCUCAACUCUGGAUUCAUGCCCGUCGCUGCUAAUGUCACCGACAACUUCCCCACCUGGACUGUGACUGUGAAGGACACCAAGCCCCUUUGGUUCUUCUGCGAGCAGGCUGCCAACACCGCCGCCAGCCACUGUGGCAAGGGCAUGGUUUUCGCCGUCAACUGCGGCCCCGACGGCUCGGCGAACUCGUUCGACUCCUUCAAGAAGUCUGCGCUUGCGAUCGGUGCUCAGCUCGUUGCCGAGGCAUCUGCUGCCGCUGCCGCUUCGUCCACGGACAGCAGCAGCGGUGGUUACGGGUACGGCGGCGCGACCUCCACCGCCGAGGCCGUCAGCUACACGACCGCCGACUACGGCACUGCAACCAUCGCCGCCGCGCCCUCGCCCGUGCUCACCACGGACACGAUCACCGUCGAGACCUCGUCCUGGGUCACCGUGUACUCGUCGUACCCCGGCUCGCCCGAGCCCACCCCGUCCUCGCUCUCCGGCAGCGUGAUCAAGGUUGUCGUCGGCGGCUCGGACGGUGAACUCACCUUCAGCCCCAACAACGUCCAGGCCUCGCCGCGUGACGUCAUCCAGUUCGAGUUCCACCAGAAGAACCACACCGCGACGCAGUCGUCGUUCGCCGCGCCUUGCCUCCGCCUCAAGGACACCACGGGUGCCGUUGUUGGCCUCGACUCCGGCUUCAUGCCCGUCGACGCGAACGCGACCGACUUCCCCGUCUGGAACGUGACCGUGAACGACACUGCGCCCAUCUGGUUCUACUGCCGCCAGCACAAGCCCGACGGCUCCUCGCACUGCGGCGCGGGCAUGGUUUUCGCCGUGAACGCCGUCGAGAACUCCGCGCGCAACUUCAGCGCGUUCCAGGCGCUCGCGCAGACGCUCAACGGCACUGCUUCGAACUCUUCGACGACGUCCACCACGAACGGCACUGCCGGUGCUACCGGCAACAACAACGGCGGUGCUGCCAGCCGCGCGACGAACGCCGCGCUCUCCCUCGGCGCGCUCGCUGCGGCCGCCGCGCUCCUGCUCUGAGCGCAUCCGGGCUGUGUUGUUUGAGGCUAUGAUACCCACGGGACUAGAUGGUUGGAUAGACGGGUGGGCGAUGGGAUGUGCAUGGAAGCCUCCUAGAGACGAUGUGUGCUCCGUGCGGGCGCCGCACAGGCCGGACGCUCUCCUUCCCCCCGGGGUCGUGCUGCCACGCAGUGCGCACCCCUUCCACGACGCACGUAACUUCUGCUAUAAUGCCCUCGGCCUGCUUUCACGUUUGCUCUUUUUUUUCUAUUUCUUUCACGACACCCGGACCUUGCUAUGGACUCGCCGAGCGGCUGCUGUUUUCCCUUACGUGUACUUACUGCCCUACUCUGACUGGUCGCUGUAGCUAUUUUGUGCGCGCGCACGCGCGCGUUGUUGGGUCGCGCGUGUCGCUGCUGCCGUCCUGCCUUUGGGUGUUCCAUUCGUGUACUUAUGUCUUGCGGGUGUUUCUGCUUAGCGUAGGGACGAAUGGUGAUAUUUUCGAAAUCUCGAGAUGGC
Molecule: messenger RNA, 1826 nt
Organism: Trametes versicolor FP-101664 SS1
Lineage: Eukaryota; Fungi; Basidiomycota; Agaricomycetes; Polyporales; Polyporaceae
Exons: 6
Coding region: 72-1328 (418 amino acids)
Source: RefSeq, a predicted model, not a curated record